CACCGAUCCUACAUUGUGUGAUGUGAUUUCAUAUGCGCCUCAGUCAUGCCCACCUGCAGCCCAGUCAGCUAAAGCUACUUAACUGGCCAUGACGGAAACCAGAGGAAAUCCAUUUCCUAGUUAGAAGAGAUCUAUCUGUGCAGUGGAAACGAAUUUUCAGCCAUGCAGAUCUUUUGGAAGGACCCCACCAGUGAAAGUGCCUACGACCGUGCACGCUGUAAUAGUGUUUUCAAUUUGGAGAGGCCCAAUUGCUUCCCCCGAGCCGUGAUCAAUGCUACAUGUACGGAGGAUGUGAUAUCAGCCAUUAAGCUGGCAGCGCACCGGGAGAGAUGCCAGGUUGCCGUCCGAUCCGGAGGCCACUCAAUUUUUGUCUGGAGUCUGCAUGAAAAUUCAAUCCUGGUAAAUCUUGGCAACUGGAAAGAAAUCGUUGUGGAUGCAGACUCGAAAAUCGCACAGGUGACGACUAGUGUCACAGGAUUCGAGCUGAAUCACUAUCUGCGCACAAAGAAUCAACUCUUCUUCCCCACGGGUCAUUGCCCAGAUGUUGCACUUGGGGGAUUCCUGUUACAAGGGGGCCAAGGGUGGAACUGUCGCAAUUGGGGGUACGCCUGUGACUUGCUUGUCGGUGUAGAGGUUGUCACUGCAGAAGGUGAUGUACUAUUCUGCAAUCAGCACGAGAACCAAGACCUGUUCUGGGCGGCUAGAGGGGCUGGACCUUUGUUUCCCGCAAUUGUGACCAAAUUUCAUUUACAAUUGCUGCCGGACCCGACUGCGGGCCUUCGGUCUUCUGGCUACAUUUAUCCCGCCAAUAUGUAUCGCCAAGCAUUUGAGUGGGUUCAAUCUAUCAUUCCAAGCGCUGAUCAGGACACGGAAAUUGUCAUGGUAGCCUUUUAUUCCGAGUCUAGUGGCGAAGUCUGCUUCAAGGUGAACUUUGUCACUAUGAAGGCGAAUGCCUUGGCAGCUGAACAUGCGCUCAAGCAGUUGCAUCAGGGUCGACCCCCUGGGACAAUCACAGAGUGGGUCUCCCAAGAGGGCAGUCUAGAUGAUCUGUUCAAUGAUCAGCGCCUGGCCAAUCCACCCUCACACUAUUAUUACACUGACAAUAGCUACAUUUCCAACAUGGUGAAUGUUACUGAGGUACUGGAAGAGUCCUUUUUGACGCUUCCCCCGGGCAAGUCCUUCGCUUUCUGGUAUCCCAUGUAUCCCCGAAGUAGACAGCCUAAGUCAGACAUGGCCUUAAGUGUCCCAUCAGAUCAUUACUUUUCCAUGUAUGCAGUCUCCGAAGACCGAGAUGACGCUAGGCGAUGCAGGACGUGGGUGGAGAAGACGAUGAGAAGAAUCCGGGAAUAUGCCGUGGGAUCAUAUCUAGGCGAGUGUGACCUAAAGCUGUCGCAUGAUUGGUACUGGACAAAAGACGCUGCCCGGCGUCUUACAGCCAUUCGUGAGAAAUGGGAUCCUGACUGUCUGUUUUGCACGGUUCAUGAUAAGCAAGGGGAACAGGGUGUUUAGACGAUCCUGCAAGAAGAAAGCGACUCCAACAGGGGUGGGCCUUCUUCGGGUGUAUAUUGCCAAAAUUUUAUUGAUAACCACAUG
Aspergillus caelatus is the source of this 1593-nucleotide messenger RNA. RefSeq names its product FAD-binding oxidoreductase. Lineage: Eukaryota; Fungi; Ascomycota; Eurotiomycetes; Eurotiales; Aspergillaceae. Gene Ontology annotation, molecular function: oxidoreductase activity; FAD binding. The coding region runs from base 163 to 1509 and encodes 448 amino acids. The record is from RefSeq and is a predicted model, not a curated record. The transcript has 3 exons.